UCAAACGAUCUAUUAGAAAGUACUGCGACAACUCACCUAAUAGUACCAUAUUAAAGAAAGAGUGCACCAUCUUAGAAAAUAACCGAUUUAAAUGAUUCUAACCGCAUUUAUAUCAAAAACGCAAAAGUAUCGAUUAUAAAUCAGAUAUCUUGCGUGCAUUUAAUUUCACCGGUUGAAGAAAGUAAUUCAAAAUGUCUGGACUGAUGCAUAUGGUCGUAUCGAAUUAUAAUGAACUACUAGAUGCUAAAAAAGAUCCUUUGGUGGACUCCUGGUUGUUUAUGAAAUCUCCCCUGCCAGUACUGUCGUUCCUAGUAAUAUACCUCGUUUUUGUAUUGAAAAUAGGUCCAGAUUAUAUGAGAAACAGAAAACCAUUCGAAUUGAAAGGUUUGAUGAUUGCUUACAACGCCUAUCAAGUAGUGUUUAGUGUGUGGCUUUGUUGUCAAGCUUUCUAUGUUAAAAAUGCGGUGCCAUAUCUACUGAAUCAUACCUGCAGAAACCCUGCACCUAACAAGGAAUUCCAAGAAGCACUGUCAAGAGGAGCUUGGUGGUAUUUUUUCUCCAAAAUAACAGAGCUGCUUGACACUGUAUUUUUUGUGUUGAGGAAGAAGCAGUCACAAGUUACAUUCUUACACGUUUAUCACCACUCAAUAACCAUGGUUGGAUCUUGGGGCUAUUUGAAAUUUCUGCCAGGUGAACAAGGAGUUGUAAUUGGUUUUCUGAAUUCCUUGGUGCACAUUGUUAUGUACUCCUAUUACUUGAUAGCAGCGUUAGGCCCUAGAUUCCAGAAAUAUCUUUGGUGGAAGAAAUAUAUGACCUGGAUACAAUUAAGUCAAUUCUGCAUCAUGCUGGCCUACCUAGUGUUCAUCAUCGUUAUGGACUGCAAGUUACCAAAAGGAUUAACCUUAUUCUUCUUCACAAAUGUGGUCAUCUUCCUUUACCUAUUCAGCGACUUCUACAUCAAGGCUUACAAGAGGCCGAGAAAACUUUUGAAAACAGUUGUUCCUACAGUAGAAGAACAUAAGGAAAACAAUAUAACUCAAGAAAAGAAAAAGUUAUGAGUUUGUGGUUCAUAAGUGUCGAGAAACUCUCGAGUGUACUACUGAGUGUUAUUCAGAAAUAAAGACUGGUGUAGCCCAUUGACCUGAUUAUGACAGGUUUCUAUAGGAACAGAACCAUUAACGUGUAAAUUAGCAAUAUUGUAUUCCUGCAUUUAUACUGUGAAGAAUGUAUGAAGUGUCUCAUUACCUACUAGACUGGAAAUACAGAUUUCUUAGAUGAACUAGGCAGAGGAAUGUCUUAUUCAAUAUUUGAAUGAGAUUGAAAUAUUUACAAUUACUUUCAUGUUUCUAAGUGAAAAGUAUGCUCUUCCUACACAUGCCAAAUAUCCUUGUUCAGCAUGAAGUUUUAUCUGUUUUUCUCUAGUUAUUCGUAAUUUAUUUAUUUAAACAGCCAAUUGUCACCAGUAUCCUCCUUAUUUUUCGCUUUUGGACCAUGUGUUUAAUUUGGAGAGUCUGGGUAAACGCAAAAUGAAUAAAAAUGUUGUGAGUAUUUUUUGUUCAAUCUUAAAAUUGAAGCAUAAUUUUGGUAUUAUACAUUUUGAAAUUACAUAUGAUAUUACAAAAAUUACUGCAAAAUAAACAACAAUUUAAAUA
Messenger RNA from Harmonia axyridis, 1652 nucleotides. RefSeq names its product elongation of very long chain fatty acids protein-like. The transcript has 6 exons. Gene Ontology annotation, cellular component: endoplasmic reticulum membrane. NCBI's taxonomy places the organism in Eukaryota, Metazoa, Arthropoda, Insecta, Coleoptera, Coccinellidae. Gene Ontology annotation, biological process: fatty acid elongation, monounsaturated fatty acid; very long-chain fatty acid biosynthetic process; fatty acid elongation, saturated fatty acid. Gene Ontology annotation, molecular function: fatty acid elongase activity. The record is from RefSeq and is a predicted model, not a curated record. The coding region runs from base 192 to 1058 and encodes 288 amino acids.